This is a messenger RNA of Cygnus olor (mute swan), 1722 nucleotides long. It is a transcript of the gene ING4, whose product is annotated as inhibitor of growth family member 4. The transcript is spliced from 8 exons. The record is from RefSeq and is a predicted model, not a curated record. The coding region runs from base 16 to 891 and encodes 291 amino acids. NCBI's taxonomy places the organism in Eukaryota, Metazoa, Chordata, Aves, Anseriformes, Anatidae. Gene Ontology annotation, cellular component: nucleus. Gene Ontology annotation, biological process: positive regulation of apoptotic process; regulation of DNA-templated transcription.
CCCUCAGGGCCCAAAAUGGCGGCGGGCGCCAAGCGCAAGCGCCCCGGAUUCAGGGCGGAAGCGGCUUCACGAGCCGGGCAAGGGCCACUUCCGGCGGGGGCGCACCGGCUGCCGGAAGCGGCGGUGUGUGCGGGGCGCAAGAUGGCGGCGGGGAUGUACCUGGAGCACUACCUGGACAGUAUUGAGAACCUGCCUUUUGAAUUGCAGAGAAACUUCCAGCUCAUGCGAGAUCUGGAUCAGAGAACAGAAGACCUCAAGUCGGAGAUCGAUAAGUUGGCCACAGAGUAUAUCAGCAAUGCACGGACUUUGUCGUCAGAGGAAAAACUGGGGCUUCUCAAGCAAAUCCAGGAGGCCUAUGGGAAGUGCAAGGAGUUUGGGGAUGACAAGGUUCAGCUGGCAAUGCAGACCUACGAGAUGGUUGAUAAGCACAUCCGGCGGCUGGACACAGACCUUGCUCGCUUUGAAGCAGACCUGAAGGAGAAGCAGAUAGAAUCGAGUGACUAUGACAGCUCUUCCAGCAAGGGCAAGAAGAAGGGCCGAGCCCAAAAAGAGAAGAAAGCUGCCCGUGCUCGCUCUAAAGGGAAGAAUUCUGAUGAGGAGGCACCAAAGACUGCCCAAAAGAAACUGAAGCUUGUCCGCACUAGCACAGAAUACGGGAUGCCUUCAGUCACUUUUGGAAAUGUGCACCCUUCGGAUGUAUUGGAUAUGCCUGUGGACCCCAAUGAGCCUACUUAUUGCCUCUGCCACCAGGUCUCCUAUGGGGAGAUGAUUGGCUGCGACAACCCAGAUUGUUCCAUUGAAUGGUUUCAUUUUGCCUGCGUGGGUCUGACGACAAAACCAAGAGGAAAAUGGUUCUGCCCUCGCUGUUCCCAGGAGAGGAAGAAGAAAUAAAAUCCCAUGAGCCCUUAGCACUGCUGCAGGAGCUCUCUUCCCCCUGCCAGGGCCUCGUCCCAACUCCCCCAGCCCUUGGGGCCUUGGCUGGGGGGAGUCUUGCCCUGUUUGUGGUUUCGGCCAUCCCUGGAAUGGUGUGUACCCUCACGGCAGUUCCUCUGUGUUCUGUAUCCCUGGUUGCUUCCAAAUCCCUAAGGGAGGCCCUCUCUGUGUACUAUUCCAAACAGGUGUCUGAACCUCAAAGGGAAUGAAUGAGGGCACCAGGGUAGCCACCAGAUUCCCAGGGAUUCAGGUAGCCCCUGAUUUUCCUUGGCUUUCCUUCAGCCUCCUCAGAGUUCAUUGCCUACUCUCUGCUUAGAGAACAAGGCUAUGGGAUGGGGGAAGGAAAGGAGGUAAGUCUUCAGUAUUUUAGGUCUUCGAUUUUCCUGGAUCUUUUUCAGGAGAGAGGGAGUAACCAGGCCACUGCUUAAUCUAGUGGGUUGGUUGAGAGACUGAAAACCUAAUGUACUCCUUAUCUUUAAUCAUUCCACUACUCUGUCUGGCAUUGAGCUGCCUCUUUUGUUGGGUUGAGGAGGAAGGAGGAGCGUUUAGAGCUGGCUUUGUCUCCUUUACUCCUGGGGUAAACCUGCUGGCCUUUGAAGCACACUGUAUGAAGGAGGAAGAAUUUCUGGCUGCAUGGCAAGAAACAAUUUGAUCUAGCCUGUCCUCUGGCUCCAAAAUUCUCCCUCUGUUUUGUGCAGUGAAGCUUCUCCAUUAUGUUCAUGAUGAGAAGUUUUGGGAUUCAAAUCCCACUUGUAUAAUACUGAAUUAAAUAAAGUUCAUUGGAACAAA